This is a messenger RNA of Owenia fusiformis, 888 nucleotides long. Lineage: Eukaryota; Metazoa; Annelida; Polychaeta; Sabellida; Oweniidae. The record is from the annotation of a GenBank genome assembly.
AAUCUGAACACCUCUCAAUGUGAACACUUUUUCUAUCCCAGUUUUGUGAGCUGAAGUGAUUGCUUGUAUUUUGAUUCUUAAAAGAGAGCUUCAUCCACAAAAUGUACUUGGCCACUCUAGAUAAACUGUGGCUUCUUUGAAAGCCCAAUUUAUCCUUAAAUGAGAGAUAAUAACACCAUGGGCCUAAUUUCCUCAAUUUCAAUCUUCAGAUCUCUAUAGAUCAACAGGGUAUGUGUCAGAGACCUGCUCAUUGAUGAACCAACCUGUGAAUUGAAUAUAACAUCUUUAGAUACUCUAGCUUCAAUGGAUCUACAGGCAAUUAUCCACCUACUUAAUCCUCCAGAUGCCCUGUUGUCCUUAAGGCGUACUGGUCAAGCACUUUUGAUAAAGCACAUGGAACACAUGGAACAGGUUGCAAAUGUCAGUCUUACACAAAGCCACAAAAAACCUGGACAAUCCCAGAACAGAAUAAGGCAUAAACAUGCAAAAUGUCACCACCUGCCAUUUGUUAGAUACCAAACACUGAACACUGUUACAGAUGCCAAACAACAACCACUGAAGAUCGAACACCAACUGCCGAACACCAGCCACAAAAAAGAUAAAUGUAGCAGGAAAGAGAGACUAUCAUUUCAAUAGUUUUUUUUUUUUUUUUUAGUUAGUUACAUACUUUAUUGUCAAACUAUGAUACAUAAAUUAUACAUCAACUGACACUUUAACAAGUGUAUGAAGUUGUUUUAGUGACAAAAAUGAAAAUUUAAUAAUAACUAUACAUAUUGAUAGCAUAUGUAUGCAUCUAACUUAUGGCUAGUGGUGGUGGGUUGUGGCUGCCAAUGUGUGUUAACUCUAUUUCAGUUUAGGAAAAAAUGUAUGGAUGGAAAGGUAGAUGAG